Messenger RNA from Blepharisma stoltei, 893 nucleotides. The record is from the annotation of a GenBank genome assembly. Lineage: Eukaryota; Ciliophora; Heterotrichea; Heterotrichida; Blepharismidae.
AUGUGGCGACGAUUGUUUGCAGAAGGAUUGUGCACAUGUCUUCUAUGUUUUACAAUAGUAGUGAGCCAUCUUAGACUAAUCUAUAUCCCAGGUGCCUAUUACAGCGCAUACUGUACCGCAGGAACUAUAAUGGCUCUCAUGAUUUUCUCUGGCUUUACCUCAGGAGCUCACUUUAACCCAGCUGCGACAGUUGGCUACUGCGUCUACAAGUUCAUUAACUCAUCAGUCGAAAAAGCUGAUUUCAUUGAAUACGGCAUGUACAUUGUCGUCCAAUUUGUCUGCGCUAUUCCUGGUGCCUAUAUAGGCUGGGCGAUUAACGAAGAAACCAUGUAUUUUGACCUUCCUCAUGAUUAUGAUUCAAUCUCAGCAUUUUUAGGGAUCUGGCAGUCUCUUUUUCUUAUUUUUUUUAAGAAAGCCAAAUUUAAAGGAAUUUUGUAAUUAAAAAAGCACGCACCAUUUUUAGCAGAAAUGGUUUAUACAACUUUAAUUGUCGGCUGUGCACUGAUGGUAGGUCAUACAAAUGACUCAAUUGUCAUUGUUUCCUCUGGUGUAGCUACUGCGCUGUUUGGAGGAGUUCUAGGAGUUGGACUUAUUUCUGGUGCAUGUUUUAAUCCAGCAGUCGGGCUUGCAGCAAAUCUAGUGCAUUAUUCUAAUAAACAAGAUCACUUUGGACAUACUUGGAUCUAUAUAAUCGCUCCAUUAUUAGGCGGAAUUAUUGCAGCUUUACUAUCUCCUCCAUAUUUUAUUGAAAAAUUUAAUUAUUUUAUUUUAAAUAAUAUUUUUUUAUUUUUUUUAAUAAGUAUAGAAGAGUAAGCACAGUUUUUAUUCAAGAAAUGAACGACCAAAAGAAAAAGAAAUCCAUCCUCAGAGAAGAAAGCCAAGGCCAACAAUAA